Molecule: messenger RNA, 1555 nt
Organism: Lingula anatina
Lineage: Eukaryota; Metazoa; Brachiopoda; Lingulata; Lingulida; Lingulidae
Source: RefSeq, a predicted model, not a curated record
UGCCUGGCGAUGACGAACCACACGAGGUGUUUCCCGCUGCAAUGAAGCUGGCCAUGAGGUUCCACAUGCGUAAACUGUGCGAAAACCCUCACUGUGUUGAUUCCCUGGUCCUGUACAUGAACAGUCCGACUAAAAAUGAUGGGACAAGCUUACUGUGGGACAUAGACCAGGAUGGGAAGUCGGAAGAAAGUGAACGAUACCGUAUUGAAGAGCUACUAUCUGACCUGCGCAGUUGUGCAGCACGGCAAGUGCACGUGAUCGUGGACCAGAGCUACGCUGGGGAGUUAGCACGUGCUUUUCGGCGGUCACGUGAGCAUAGAAACGUGGUUGUAUACGCUAGUGGAAAAGAUGGAGAAUAUUCCUACGGGAACGAGUACACACAACACUGGGUGGACUACCCCCACACACACCGAUGUACACAUCACGUCCACGAGGAAGCAAGAAUACACGUUUUACACUCCACGCCGGAAAUAGCCGAACCUGACGGAACAAGCCGAACAACAAUCUUCGGAGCACCCUGUGAUGUUAUCCCGCCUUUUACGGAAAAAGAAUUACGGCGAAAUUACUGGGGAUGUCAAAAUCUUCCGACAGCUAUAUGGUUUAGACAAGUAUCAUCAAGGAGCUCUGACAUUGGUCUUAUCUUAGACGUUCCCCGAUAUAAGUCAGACAGUUCAAUGCCCUACACGUAGUUCAAACUGUACAGCGCCGUCUAUCUCUAAUAUUGUAUAGUAUUGUGUAUAGUACUGGGGAAUUGUAUAUUUGUAAUUUUAUUUUAUUCAAUUUAUUGUAUAAAAGCAAUCUGUACAAAGUCUAGUCCACGGUAAAAUAUUGCCGACAUAUUUGUAAAUACGUGUAACAUGCAAGCCAUGACAGUUAUGAGUGUCCCAAGAAUGCACACCCGCGACAUCUACUGUCCGAGAGGAAAUAACGGUAGUGACACCUAUAGAUGAGAAACAUCCCCUGACAUUAUCAACCUCUGUGAGCAAAAUUGAAGCGCGACUCCUGUAAAACUGGUAAAAGACGAAAAAAAAAAAAUGUUAUAUGGAGAUUUAUACAGUGAAGGUCUGAAGGACGAUGUGAAUGCGAACAUUCUCAAUGAAUGAGGCAAAUGAUUCAGAUUGUUAAAACACGUCAUGAAUGAUUAUGAACGACAUGAUAGUUUUCUCAUAUUGGAAAUAUGGAGAGCUUUUUUCUAACAGAGGAAUGAGCAGAGGGGCUAAAACACCGACCUCUAACUUAAAGUGAACCUUCAUAAUUAUAGAAUUACAAAAAAUUCUAUAAAGGAACAUAGCAUGUGUCGAAAACUGAACUAUGGACGCCGUAUUAUUAUAGGGUCAGUUUUGUAUAGAAACGUACGGCUUUUAGAUGUGCUGUCAUACGACCUCACCGUUUAACGCUAGAUGGAGUGACUGCCACUUCAAAACAAUAGGUGGCGUUGCUAUAUUUACCUACUCUGGUUGCCAAUGAUGAUUAUGUCGUUCAUGUUGUAAAUAUACGAAUGGAAACAAACGUCUUUACAUUGUUGUGGUGUUUUAAAUUUAUUUUUCAUACUCAA